AACUACUAAUGACACGCAGCGGAGGACCCUGAGCCCAGCUAUCGAAACCAGCGUAUGAUUUGGCCCUAGAGAGCUGCCGUAGACGUCAUGGCGUUCCUGGUAGCAGCUGUAUUGGCUAUUUUACUUGUAUGUUUGUUAUUUAUCGCCCGGUUAUAUGUUGUUGUGAAGACUGGAUCCAACUAUCAGCCGGGAACCAAACGUUCGGUCACUGUUCUCGUCGUUGCGGGAUCAGGUGGUCACACCUCAGAGAUCUUGCGGCUAAUGGAGUGCUUGUCUGCAGCCUACACACCUCGACACUAUGUCAUUGCUGACACUGACAGGAUGAGUGAGGAGAAAAUCACCACCUUUGAAAGCUCUAAACCACACUCAGACUCUAGGUCACAGUUCACCAUCUGUCGGAUCCCUCGGAGCCGGGAAGUGCAUCAGUCUUGGUGUUCCUCUGUUAUCAGCACCGUGAAUGCCCUGUGGUACUCUCUCCCUCUGGUGUUCAGACUCAGACCCGACAUGGUGCUGUGCAACGGUCCGGGGACCUGCGUCCCCCUGUGUGUGGCAGGACUCCUGCUUGGAAUUCUUGGAAUGAAGAAAGUCCUUAUCGUUUAUGUUGAGAGUAUUUGCCGGGUGCAGACGUUGUCACUCACAGGGAAGAUCCUGUACCCAAUAUCAGACUACUUCUUUGUGCAGUGGUCCUCUCUGAGGGACAAAUACCCCAAAUCCAUUUUCCUUGGAAGAAUAGUGUGAAAACAUCUGUUACACACAGGUACAAAGUAUACACAAAUGUAGGAUGAAACAUGUUGUAAUACUCUUGAAUAAACGCACAAUUCAAACAACAAACAGAGCAACAUACAACACCAGGGUAUACUUGGUGUUACUGUAUAUAGAAAACAUUGGUGUUAAAAGGGAAGAAAAUAUUUUAGUCUCACGCUGCACUGACAGGUGUCUUUAUGCUCCUGGUUGAAGAAUUGACAUGAAAAUGAACUUUGAAGUAUACUGCUGGAACAGUGAUGUCAGUCUUUGUGUCCAGCUAUGGUCCACAAGAAGCUUCUCGGCAGCUACUCUGGACGUUCUUGUUCCCAGAAGAUUAAUUCUGGAGUUUUCACUUUAGUACCGGAAACAAGACAAAUUUUCCACUUCGACACUAGAAAUCUCAAAAUCUAUUGGGAUCAUUGCUAUGACAUGAUCCUAAAUGCUCCCAAGAGGAGAAAGCCAUGUAUGUAUUAAGCACUGGAUACUGUAUACAAAAUGGCACAUGAUUUAUUUCAAUGUAAGUUGGUCACCAGGUACAAACAUUGUUUUACAAGUCGAAUUUUUCUGCCUACAGAUCAUAUACAUUAAUGUCUCUUUCUGGCUGGUUUGUCCACAAUGGAUGCAUUCAGGAACAGUAUUGAGUGUUGGCCACACUCAGAGCUUAACACACACACACACACACACACACACACAGUCCCUGUAGUUAAGCAUGCAAAAUGAAUGAAAAUAAAGUUGAAGCAUAGCGGAUGCACUAUUUUAAUCAAUACAUCUUUCUAUGCAGACCAUGUAAUGUCCUGUUUCACUUGUGUUGUGUGCACGUAAAUGCAACGUUUAUUUUUUUCCAUUUGAAGAUACAGUCACAUUUACACCAUGUCUGCACAAGAGGACAUACUGUUAGCACAUGAGCAGAGCAGCAGCUUCAGUGCUCAGUCUACAUAGGCUGCGUUCAGGCACUGUAUUGAGGUUUGGUCACCCAUGUAGGUAUUGGCAGCAGUCAGAUUCCAACACACAAUGACUGCAGUUGCAUGCAUAAAAUGUGUAAAAUAAAAUACAUGUAAAUGUAAAAAUAUGUUUUAGGUUUUUUACACAUGUAGCACGAGUGACUGACUGAAGUAGAAGCGUACAUAUCUGGUCUGUCAGUCGUGUGUGACAUGGAUGACAGUUUGUAGUCUAGUUGUGUAAUAUUGUACUGAACGUGGCAAUGAAAUACAAUGUAACUACAGCUUCUCAAUUUCCAAACAAGGUGCAUCAGGGUUCAUAGUUGAACUGAACCAGGAAAUCCAUUGGAGCCGACUGGACAUCACCCAUAAGAGAAAAUAUUGACUUGAAUAUGUCUGUUUUGGCCUAGUGGUAUGGUUAUUCAGAGAAUGUAAUGUGACUGCCCCCUGUGUGUAACUGUGUGCUGCUAAAUCAAGUGACCUACACACAGCACUGCAUCCUGUAUAGACACUGUGUGGACUGAAGCUGCUGUUGCUAGCGUGCAUCUUUCAUUAAGCAGGCUGCGUAUAUUGUGAAACAGCCUAAAUUGAUUAGAUUUACUGAUAUCAGAUAUUACAACUAGUGUUAGGUAAAUGAAAAGUACAACAGCUACAGUCAGACGUCAGUCAGGCAGAGAUCAGAGUUUAAACCAGGACUGAAGAGGUCAGAAGAUGUUUUCGUAAAAUUUAGCUAGAGAAGUUUUUGGGACAUUCAGCAUUUUUAAUGGUAAAU
Chelmon rostratus (copperband butterflyfish) is the source of this 2454-nucleotide messenger RNA. It is a transcript of the gene alg14, whose product is annotated as ALG14 UDP-N-acetylglucosaminyltransferase subunit. The coding region runs from base 88 to 738 and encodes 216 amino acids. Gene Ontology annotation, biological process: dolichol-linked oligosaccharide biosynthetic process. The record is from RefSeq and is a predicted model, not a curated record. Gene Ontology annotation, cellular component: UDP-N-acetylglucosamine transferase complex. NCBI's taxonomy places the organism in Eukaryota, Metazoa, Chordata, Actinopteri, Chaetodontiformes, Chaetodontidae. The transcript has 4 exons.